Messenger RNA from Talaromyces amestolkiae, 1239 nucleotides. RefSeq lists its product as uncharacterized. Bases 1 to 1239 code for a protein of 412 amino acids. The record is from RefSeq and is a predicted model, not a curated record. Gene Ontology annotation, molecular function: translation release factor activity. The transcript is spliced from 2 exons. Gene Ontology annotation, biological process: translational termination. Lineage: Eukaryota; Fungi; Ascomycota; Eurotiomycetes; Eurotiales; Trichocomaceae.
AUGGUAUUCGUCCUACUGUUUUACACACCAAACAGAACAACAGCAUUGACAAUCUUCUUCGUUAUAGCAACAUCUGAGCUGUCGGCUGCAUUGCUCAGUCGAGCCCGAUCAGUUGCAAAAGAACAUGAAAAACUCCGCGACCUCCUCGGCGACAACUUUGAUACCAAAGUUGCCAAACGCAUGGGUGAACUGGCACCCGUCGCUCAAGCCGUAAAGGACUGGGACAAGACACAGGAAACCAUCACAGAACUAAAGUCCCUGAUUGACGAUCCCGAAACUGACUCCGAACUGAGAUCCCUCGCUCUCGAAGACCUGGAACAAACCAAAACCCAACUCCCAACGGUAUCCGAGAAACUCAAAUCUGCACUCAUCCCACGACACCCCUUUGCAACGCUACCAUGUCUCUUGGAAAUCCGGCCUGGCGCAGGCGGCGAUGAAGCUGGACUUUUCGCCUACGAGUUGCUGAGGAUGUAUCAGACUUUCUGCUCACGAAAGGGCAUGCGCGCAUCGAUCGUGAAGCAGGACAUGGAAGAGGCAACCUCGAACGACCGUCUGACCGAAGCGGUUGUCGAAAUCGAGACACCUGGUAGUUACGACAUUUUGAGGACGGAAAUCGGCGUCCACAGAGUCCAACGAGUGCCCGCCACAGAGGCCAAGGGCCGCACACACACCAGCGCGGUCAGCGUGAUGAUUCUACCUAGUUUCCCGGAAUCCGGCGCGAACGAGGACAAUUUGAAUUUUGAAGAUCCGAACAGUGAUUACUACGUGAAUCCGCAGGAAGUCAAGUCGGAGAAGAUGCGCGCCAGCGGCGCUGGCGGUCAACACGUUAACAAGACCGAGUCCGCGAUCCGACUCACACAUAUCCCCACAGGUCUCACGGUGUCAAUGCAAGACAGCCGCUCUCAACACACGAAUCGGAGAAAGGCCUGGCAGUUACUACGCGCCAAACUCGCCGAACGGCGGCGCGAAGCGCGAGAGGAAGAACUGGUCAAACUUCGUCGCGGCGCAAUGGGGGGAGUCGCAAGGAUGGGUCGAGGCGACAAAGUGCGCACGUAUAAUUUCAGUCAGAGUCGGUGUACGGAUCAUCGUAGUGGGAUUACGGUGCAUGAUUUGGAUAGUGUGUUGGAUGGGGGGCAUGGGCUGGAGACUGUCAUGGAUAGUGUGCGGACAUGGCUCGUUGAUCGGGACGUGCAGAUGAUGAUGCUGGAUGAGGCGGAGAAGGAGAGCGCUUCUCCUUAG